Messenger RNA from Verticillium alfalfae VaMs.102, 759 nucleotides. RefSeq lists its product with no specific name. NCBI's taxonomy places the organism in Eukaryota, Fungi, Ascomycota, Sordariomycetes, Glomerellales, Plectosphaerellaceae. Bases 1 to 759 code for a protein of 252 amino acids. The transcript has 4 exons. The record is from RefSeq and is a predicted model, not a curated record.
AUGCCAAUGCCAAUUUUUCUGCUCGUCGGCCACCGAGGCAAGAAGGCAGGAGCAACUCACGAUGACUGCUUCCCACAACAAACACGUCACUCUCAAUCACUGCUUGCCACUUCUACCUCAUCUGCAGUCAAGCUUUUGGGUGCCUCUCGGACACUCUCCGACAACGUCACUUGGCAUCACUUGGCGACUGAAAUCACUUGGCCAUGGACGGCCUUGUACCUAGAUCUGGGAUCUGUUGAGAAGCGCCGAUUCAAGUGCCAUGACGAAUCUUGCCACAGCAUGCGGCGCACGAGAUGGCGCUGGAGGCAAGAACCUUGCGCAAUGUUCGUCAGAGACAGGGCGGCCUCCCGUAUUGGUGAUUCACAUGGUGACUCGAUUGUGUCUAGGAAGCGCUCCCUUGUGACCAUUAUUGUUCCGUUAGGGACGACGUGCACCACGGUCGUUCUGUCUGCGUUUGAGCCGCCUCGCGACGGCAACAGCGAGGGACCAUGCAAGGUGAGGGACCCUGUCGACCUUACAGGUUACAGUCGUCAGAUUCUUGUGCCAAGAUCAGGCUACUUUCACAAAUGUGUACGGCAGCACAGCAGAAACACAAUCUGUGACAAUUUUGGCUUGGACAGCAAAUGGUAUUUUUGGCACCCAAAGCCUCCAGUAGCUGCUUCCCCAGGUUUCGUUCUUGGGCUUGUGCGUCUCAUCGAGGUCGUUCGCCCCAUCCUAGGGGGACCACCUGAUAUCCUUGUCCCCAGCGCAACCAGGUGA